Molecule: messenger RNA, 3648 nt
Organism: Cololabis saira (Pacific saury)
Lineage: Eukaryota; Metazoa; Chordata; Actinopteri; Beloniformes; Belonidae
Product: sodium/potassium-transporting ATPase subunit alpha-1
Exons: 23
Coding region: 234-3311 (1025 amino acids)
Biological process (GO): potassium ion import across plasma membrane; intracellular sodium ion homeostasis; sodium ion export across plasma membrane
Cellular component (GO): membrane
Molecular function (GO): ATP binding; ATP hydrolysis activity; P-type sodium:potassium-exchanging transporter activity
Source: RefSeq, a predicted model, not a curated record
UGUGCUGCGGCGGGCGAGCUCUGAUGUGUGUCGAGGAGGGGUGACUCGUGGUGAAGAAAAACAAUAAAAAUACAAAAAAAACUUAAAAAAUAACAACAAUAACGAGCACUCCCAGGAGUUUUAUUUUAUUUUAGCUUGUUUUUUUUUUAAAUUGUACAUAUUUUAAGGCGGAGUUUUGUGUCUCCAAUUUUAACUCGAAGUGGGGAAGAGUUAAAUCCACAUCUUUGGCAAUCAUGGGAAGAGGAGAUGGACGAGAGCAGUAUGAGCUGGCCGCAACCUCGGAGCAGGGCGGUAAGAAGAAAGGGAAGGGAAAGAAGAAAGAAAAGGAUAUGGAUGAACUUAAGAAGGAAGUGGAUAUGGACGAUCACAAGCUGACCCUGGAUGAGCUCAAUCGCAAAUAUGGAACGGACCUCAACAAUGGUUUGACGAGUGCAAAAGCUGCUGAGAAUCUGGCCCGUGAUGGGCCCAACGCCCUCACUCCACCCCCCACCACCCCAGAGUGGAUCAAAUUCUGCAAACAGAUGUUUGGCGGGUUUUCUAUGCUGCUCUGGACUGGUGCCAUCCUCUGUUUCCUAGCCUACGGUAUUCAGGCUGCCAUGGAGGAGGAGCCUGCAAAUGAUAAUUUGUACCUAGGUGUUGUGCUGUCUGCUGUCGUCAUCAUCACUGGCUGCUUCUCCUACUACCAAGAGGCCAAGAGCUCCAAGAUCAUGGAUUCAUUCAAGAACCUGGUCCCUCAGCAAGCUCUGGUCGUCCGUGAUGGUGAGAAGAUGAGCAUCAACGCAGAGGAGGUGGUUGUUGGUGAUUUAGUGGAGGUGAAAGGUGGAGACAGGAUUCCUGCUGAUCUGAGAAUCAUAUCCGCCCACGGAUGCAAGGUGGACAACUCCUCCCUGACCGGUGAAUCCGAGCCUCAGACUCGUACUCCCGACUUCUCCAAUGAGAAUCCACUGGAGACCAGGAACAUUGCUUUCUUCUCCACCAACUGUGUGGAAGGAACUGCACGUGGUGUUGUUAUCAGCACUGGAGACCGUACAGUCAUGGGUCGCAUUGCCACGCUAGCCUCCGGGCUAGAGGUUGGACGCACCCCCAUCUCGAUUGAGAUCGAGCAUUUCAUCCACAUCAUCACCGGUGUGGCCGUCUUCCUCGGCAUGUCCUUUUUCAUCCUCUCCCUUAUCCUGGGAUACACCUGGCUGGAAGCCGUUAUCUUCCUCAUCGGUAUUAUUGUCGCCAACGUGCCAGAAGGUCUUUUGGCCACUGUCACUGUGUGUCUGACCCUGACGGCCAAGCGCAUGGCCAAGAAGAACUGCCUGGUGAAGAACCUGGAAGCUGUGGAGACCCUGGGCUCCACCUCCACCAUCUGCUCAGACAAGACCGGUACCCUGACCCAGAACAGGAUGACCGUGGCUCACAUGUGGUUCGACAACCAGAUCCACGAGGCCGACACCACGGAGAACCAGAGCGGCACCUCCUUCGACAGGAGCUCAGCCACCUGGGCCUCUCUGGCCAGGAUCGCCGGACUCUGCAACCGAGCCGUCUUUUUGGCAGAACAGAGCAGCAUCGCCAUCCUGAAGCGAGAUGUGGCUGGUGACGCCUCGGAGUCGGCUCUGUUGAAGUGUAUCGAGCUUUGCUGUGGCUCUGUCCAAGAAAUGAGAGAGAAAAACAAGAAAAUUAGUGAGAUCCCGUUCAACUCCACCAACAAGUACCAGCUUUCCAUUCAUAAGAAUACCCCAUCAGACGUGGAGUCCGGUCACCUGCUGGUGAUGAAGGGAGCCCCAGAGAGGAUUCUGGACCGCUGCUCCACCAUCAUGAUCCAGGGCAAGGAGCAGCCUCUGGACGACGAGUUGAAAGAUGCUUUCCAGAACGCCUACCUGGAGCUGGGAGGUCUGGGGGAGAGAGUACUCGGUUUCUGCCAAUUCCACCUGCCCGAUGACCAGUUCCCAGAGGGCUUUGCAUUUGACACUGAGGAGGUGAACUUCCCCACAGAGAACCUGUGCUUCAUCGGCCUCAUGUCCAUGAUUGAUCCUCCUCGUGCUGCAGUGCCCGACGCUGUUGGCAAAUGCAGGAGCGCUGGAAUCAAGGUAAUCAUGGUGACUGGUGAUCAUCCAAUCACAGCCAAGGCCAUUGCUAAAGGUGUGGGUAUCAUCUCUGAAGGCAACGAGACUGUUGAAGAUAUUGCUGCACGCUUGAACAUCCCAAUUAAUGAAGUCAAUCCAAGAGAUGCCAAGGCCUGUGUAGUCCAUGGAGGUGACUUGAAGGAUCUCACGGCAGAGCAGCUUGAUGACAUCCUGAAGUAUCACACGGAGAUCGUGUUUGCCAGGACCUCCCCGCAGCAGAAGCUCAUCAUUGUGGAGGGUUGCCAGAGACAGGGUGCCAUCGUGGCCGUGACAGGUGAUGGUGUCAACGACUCUCCAGCUCUGAAGAAAGCAGACAUCGGCGUUGCCAUGGGGAUUGCUGGAUCCGACGUGUCCAAGCAGGCCGCAGACAUGAUCCUGCUGGACGACAACUUUGCUUCUAUUGUCACUGGAGUGGAGGAAGGUCGUUUAAUCUUCGACAACUUGAAAAAGUCCAUCGCCUACACUUUGACGAGUAACAUCCCUGAGAUCACCCCCUUCCUCUUCUUCAUCAUCGCCAACAUCCCCCUGCCUUUGGGAACCGUCACCAUCCUCUGUAUUGAUCUGGGAACUGACAUGGUCCCUGCCAUCUCUCUGGCUUACGAAGCAGCUGAGAGCGACAUCAUGAAGAGACAGCCCCGAAACCCCAAAACAGACAAACUGGUGAACGAGAGGCUCAUCAGCAUUGCGUACGGACAAAUUGGAAUGAUCCAGGCUCUGGCAGGAUUUUUCACAUACUUUGUGAUCUUGGCUGAAAACGGUUUCCUGCCUUCUACCCUGGUUGGCAUCCGAGUGGAUUGGGAUAAUAAAUACAUGAAUGAUCUGGAGGACAGCUAUGGACAGCAGUGGACUUACGAGCAGAGAAAGAUCGUGGAGUUCACCUGCCAUACAGCCUUCUUCGUCAGCAUUGUCAUUGUGCAGUGGGCAGAUCUGAUCAUCUGCAAGACCAGGAGGAACUCAGUCUUCCAGCAGGGCAUGAAGAACAAGAUCCUGAUCUUUGGCUUGUUUGAAGAGACUGCCCUGGCUGCCUUCCUUUCCUACUGCCCAGGCAUGGACGUCGCCCUCAGGAUGUACCCUCUCAAGCCCAACUGGUGGUUCUGUGCUUUCCCGUACUCCCUGCUCAUCUUUAUCUAUGAUGAAAUCCGUAAGCUGAUCCUCAGACGCAGCCCAGGAGGCUGGGUGGAACGUGAGACCUACUAUUAAUGACCCGUCAGCCGUCAGUUCAAUCAACUUGCAUCUUCUCCUCCACUCCCGUCUUUGCAUGAAUAUUGUCUUGCUGCUCGGAAUAAAAUUUUAACCUCUGUGAAAAUAAAUUGGAACGUGUUUUUAUAUUAGGGAAUGCUUGAUACUACUAUUAGACAAUUACUGAGAUGGAACGUGCUGAUGAUGAUGUUGACAAAAUGGUAAUGCUAAUAAUGACAUGAACACUGAACAAUGACAUGACUAUGCGUGCCUUGUUUCUGAAACAGGACCAAUUUUAUACAUGUUUUUAACAGUUAUAAACGUUCAAUAAAAAUGCGCUCGAGUCAGGUCCCACAAA